This is a messenger RNA of Selaginella moellendorffii, 909 nucleotides long. RefSeq lists its product as uncharacterized. Lineage: Eukaryota; Viridiplantae; Streptophyta; Lycopodiopsida; Selaginellales; Selaginellaceae. The transcript has a single exon. The record is from RefSeq and is a predicted model, not a curated record. Bases 12 to 647 code for a protein of 211 amino acids.
CUUGAAGAAUCAUGCGGCCCGCCAGCUCUUGCUCUCCUGCCGUGGGGAUGAAGGUCAAUCUCCUCUACAAGAAGCCGGAUGGCACUGUUCUUUUCCUCGAGGCAAAGAAGGACUUCGUCGAUCUCCUCAUGAGCUUUCUCGUGCUUCCGGUGGGGUCUGUGAUCAAGCUCCUGCGAACUGUUGAUUCCGGCAUGGAGACCGGUGCCACGAGGCUGUUUCAGAGCAUCGAGAAGAUGGAUCAGUCGAGCAUGGAGGUUAGCAAGAGUGUUCUCACCAAUCCAGCGCCGGAUGCUUCCGCGUUUCGGGGAGGAAAGAUGCUCGCCAUCGAAGGCUCGCAGUCGAUUACUUCCCCGGUGUACUAUAAGUGUGGGCAUCCUAGCUGCUACAAUGCGAGGGCUGGCAAUGCAUCCUUUUCAUGCCAUCACAGCAGAUAUGAAUCUGUGGAGCUGACGAUGCUACCCAACGAAGAAAACUCCACCAAAACUGCUGGCUACGUGAAGGAGAAUGUGAUCUUCAUGAUCACCGACGAGCUCGAGGUAUACCCAACUUCGACCAUCAAGAGCAUCGUCCUGCUCAACAAGCUCAAGGUGAAAGCUAUGGCCGAUCUCGAGAGCAUCGAGGUCAGCGUGGGCGCUCACGAGGUUUAAACCGAUCUCUCUCGUACUCUGAUCUUCCAAUGUUUCUUUUGACUUCAGGCCUUGUCUCUGCUCAAGGCGUCGCUGGUUUCGAAGACUGUGCUCAACGACGUCUUCAAAUCCUACGUCUCAAAGCGAUCUUAUUAUCAGGCCUAGAUCAAUCACAAAAAUCAUGUCAUGAUGUUAGAUUUCUCGUGUAGUUUGUGCUAGUUACGUAAACACUAGAAAGAAUGAUGACAAAGUUUGUGGAGUCGAGCUUUCUUAAUAAGUUGGG